Messenger RNA from Chenopodium quinoa (quinoa), 2775 nucleotides. Its product is annotated as heat shock protein 90-6, mitochondrial-like. The record is from RefSeq and is a predicted model, not a curated record. Gene Ontology annotation, cellular component: plasma membrane; perinuclear region of cytoplasm; cytosol. NCBI's taxonomy places the organism in Eukaryota, Viridiplantae, Streptophyta, Magnoliopsida, Caryophyllales, Amaranthaceae. Gene Ontology annotation, biological process: protein folding; protein stabilization; cellular response to heat. The transcript has 19 exons. Bases 160 to 2514 code for a protein of 784 amino acids. Gene Ontology annotation, molecular function: ATP binding; ATP hydrolysis activity; ATP-dependent protein folding chaperone.
CAGAACCUUCUGCAAAGUCCUUAAUUCCCUAAAGCCCUUGAACCCUACUAAAACCCUUGAACCCCAUUUUCACUUCUUCCUCUUUCUAUCCAAACUUUCAUUUCAACAACUCUGUCACUCAUCUGAAAAUUUGAAAUUCGUUGAUUUUCCCAGUGAAAAAUGCACCGUAUUUCACGACGAUCAGUCGCUACUAUCCUCCGUCACGGUGGUUUCCGUCAUCGGAAUGCCGUCGCAGCUUCUUCAACUUCUCCUCUAAUUAUUUCUGAUAAUGAGGUGAAAUCGGAACGUAGAGUGUACUCGUCGUUGGUUUCGAGUAUAUUCGAUGCUCCUGGCUCGCAUUUUAGUGGCAUAGGCCGUCGCUAUGAGUCCACGGCUGCAGCCUCUGACUCGUCUGCUGCUGGUGGUGCUCCUGCUGAGAAAUACGAGUAUCAGGCGGAGGUUAGCAGACUCAUGGAUCUUAUUGUUAAUAGCCUUUACAGUAACAAAGAGAUUUUUUUGAGAGAGCUGAUCAGCAAUGCAAGUGAUGCUCUAGACAAGCUUCGGUUUCUUAGUGUUACUCAACCAGAGUUAUCAAAGGACGUUGCGGAGCUUGAUAUUCGUGUCCAAGCUGACAAAGAUAAUGGGAUCAUCACAAUAACUGAUACUGGAAUUGGCAUGACACGCGAAGAACUUGUAGAUUGUCUUGGAACUAUUGCACAAAGUGGAACAGCUAAAUUUCUUAAGGCAUUGAAGGAUAGUAAAGAAUCUGGAGCAGACAACAAUCUUAUCGGUCAAUUUGGAGUUGGGUUUUAUUCAGCAUUUUUAGUGUCUGAUAAGGUGGUUGUUGCAACAAAGAGUCCCAAGUCUGACAAACAGUAUGUGUGGGAGGGGGAAGCUAAUGCCAGUACCUAUAUGAUUAGAGAGGAGACAGAUCCAGAGAAGCUGUUACCUAGAGGAACCCGCAUUACACUUUAUCUGAAGGGUGAUGCCAAAAAUUUUGCUCAUCCAGAGAGAAUCCAGAAACUUCUUAAGAAUUACUCACAAUUUGUUUCCUUUCCGAUAUACACAUGGGAAGAGAAGGGAACUGUAAAGGAGGUUGAAGUGGAUGAGGAUCCUGCUGAAGCUAAUAAAGAUGGUGUAGAAGAGCAAACUGAGAAGAAGAAGAAGACCAAAAAGGUGGUUGAGAAACACUGGGAUUGGGAGCUCAUGAACGAGACUCAACCAAUAUGGCUCCGGAAUCCAAAGGAAGUUACUACUGAAGAGUACAAUGAGUUUUACCGAAAGACCUUUGACGACUAUUUAGAUCCUCUAGCAUCAUCGCACUUCACAACAGAGGGUGAAGUCGAAUUCAGAUCUGUCUUGUAUGUUCCAUCAGUAUCGCCUCAUGGAAAUGAUGAUUUAAUUAAUAGUAAGACCAAAAAUAUAAAGCUCUAUGUCAAAAGAGUCUUCAUUUCAGAUGACUUUGAUGGAGAAUUGUUUCCUAGAUAUAUGAGCUUUAUAAAAGGUGUUGUGGAUUCAAGUGACCUUCCUCUUAACGUCUCUCGUGAGAUUCUCCAAGAAAGCCGAAUUGUGAGAAUUAUGCGGAAACGAUUGCUUAAGAAGGCCUUUGACAUGAUCCUUGGCAUAUCAAUGAGUGAGAACAAAGAUGAUUAUGAGAAGUUCUGGGAGAACUUUGGCAAACACCUGAAAUUGGGUUGCAUCGAAGAUCGUGAUAAUCACAAACGUAUUGCACCUCUGCUACGAUUCUUCUCAUCUCAAAGUGAACAAGAGAUGAUAAGCUUAGAUGAAUAUGUAGAAAACAUGAAACCUGACCAGAAGGAUAUCUAUUACAUUGCUUCUGACAGUGUAACUAGUGCCAAAGAUACACCUUUCCUUGAAAAGCUUUUGGAGAAGGAUCUCGAGGUACUCUUCUUAGUUGAACCCAUUGAUGAGGUUGCCAUUCAGAAUUUAAAGGCAUACAAGGAGAAGAACUUUGUGGACAUCAGCAAGGAAGGCUUAGACUUAGGAGGGGAAAAUGCGGAGAAAGAAACAGAGGUGAAACAAGAAUUUGGAAAAACUUGUGACUGGAUUAAAAAGCGACUGGGUGAUAAAGUUGCUAGUGUCCAAGUUUCUAAUCGUUUGAGCUCUUCACCAUGUGCUCUUGCAUCUGGUAAAUUCGGUUUUUCAGCUAAUAUGGAAAGGUUGAUGAAGGCACAAAAUUCUAGCGGUUCAAGUCCUCUUGAAUUCAUGAAAAGUAGAAGGGUGCUUGAGAUUAAUCCUGACCAUCUGAUUAUCAAAACUUUGCAUUCUGCGUACAAGAGUGGUUCAGAGGAUGAAGAAGUUCUUAGAGCUGUUGAUCUAUUAUAUGAUUCAGCACUAAUCUCCAGUGGUUUCACUCCUGAAAACCCUGCAGAAGUUAGUGGAAGACUAUAUGAUUUGUUGGGCGCAAGUUUAUCAGAAAAAUGGGGUUCAUCACUUGAUGCUCAGCAGCCACAGAAUCCUGAGAUAGUUGAAGCUGAGGUAGUCGAGCCAGUUGAAGCUGGUAAUCAGAAAUGAAGAGGACCAGACAGUUUGUAAAACUCUCUUAUCGAAAUAACAUAUUGAAUUAGAAAAUUGUCACUACACUGAAGCUAUGCUUGCAAUUGUGUAGAUGAUAGCUGGACAAUUUUGAGUGUUAUGAGAUUAUGACCUACUUGAAAGAUCUCAAUUAUAAUAUCGAAGUGUCUUCCUACAUACAUACUGAUCUAAUCGUAUGUGAAAUUUGUACUUUAUGCUACUUUUUCAUCAUAAAAAUAUAAGCGAUUUGUUCGGUUGUUA